AUCAGUUCUAGUCAGUAUGUCAAUUCUAAGUGAGUUCAUUGUAGUUUCUCUAGGCAUUUGCCUAAUUAUGGGCCAACUGGGUUCUCAUGCCCAGCCAGUCGAGGAUCAAGCAGCGAGAUCGAAACGAUAUGAUUGGUUCUCCAGCCUUUUUGGAGAUUUCUAUGACGAUAGCGGUUCAGAGGAAUACUUGAUUUGUCGCAACUGCACAGUGGUUGUUAAUAGCCAGACAACUGCUCCGAUUGCAGCUACAACUGCUGCACCAGCCGCAACUACAGUUGGUCCUGCGGCUGCUAGUGCUGCACCCCCAAUGGGAACUACAGCCGCAACGCCAGCUACAUCUCCAGCAGCUGGAGCUCCAGCAACCCCAGCUGCAGCUCCACCAGGAAAUUAACUAUCAAUAAGUUAACCUUCAGACAAAUAACUUUUCGUUAGUUAUUAGAUUUAUUAUAAGAUUAAGAUUUUUCAUAUUCGGGUUUCGGUUUUGGUUAUAUGUUUAAGUCUAGAACUCAGUAAUCGUCAGUAGAGAUUUCUUACCAAAGGCAGUUAAAUUUGAAAACCUGACUAACUUCGAGCUACAGAAUUUACCAAAAACACUUUUCUAUACGACAAAGAUUGUUCCAUUUUGUGACGAAUUUUUAAAAUAUUUAUGCAAAUUUGAUCGCUUUUUACUAUUUUAAACUUUAUAAGCUCCCUUUUUUCUUAUUUCUAGGUUUUUGAACUUAAAAGAUAUUCUUAGUUUUAGAUAUUAGAGAUUUUAAAAUGUCUGAAUAUCCCUGACUUUGCGAGUAAAACUAUAAGUCAGAAGUUGAAAAUCAUGUAGAUUUUUUGAGUACGAAUUUAAAAUUGGCAUUACUAACUCGGAACAACAAUUUAUCCAUAUUAUAUACUUUAUUCACUUAUAACGAUUUUUAUCUUUGCUUUAUCGGGAUACCGUAUACGAUUCAAUAUACAUUUAUUAUAUAAAUUAUAUGGUAAUGGGCUUAGUUUAGUUUCAAUAAAUUUUGUAUUCAGUAAGAAAGUUA
This is a messenger RNA of Drosophila willistoni, 1022 nucleotides long. Its product is annotated as UV excision repair protein RAD23 homolog B. NCBI's taxonomy places the organism in Eukaryota, Metazoa, Arthropoda, Insecta, Diptera, Drosophilidae. Bases 17 to 391 code for a protein of 124 amino acids. The record is from RefSeq and is a predicted model, not a curated record. The transcript is spliced from 3 exons.